Messenger RNA from Porites evermanni, 8720 nucleotides. The record is from the annotation of a GenBank genome assembly. Lineage: Eukaryota; Metazoa; Cnidaria; Anthozoa; Scleractinia; Poritidae.
AUGGCCGCCAUGAUGCCUGUGCCAGGUUUGUAGUCGGUGUUUUGUUCCAGUUUGUCUUUACAAUCAAUCGCGUAUUAUUUUUCGUUAGUUAUUUCCUAAAUAUUAUUGCUUUUUUAAUUCUGACUUCUUAAGUUAUGAUUUUCUGCUUAUAUUAUGAUCAAACAACCAUCGAUAAUAGUCAGCUUUGUUACUGAACUCAUUUAAGCUUUAGUUUAUCACAUGUAGAAUGAAUGCUUUUCGCCGUGGUUACUUUUUUAACAUGAAAUUAUUAUAGAGAAAUUUAGAGUUCACUAUGCGAACUAGACUGCUGCAUAUUCUAUUCAUUAUGGAGCUAUUAUUACAUGUACCAGGUUUCUCAAAUCAGCUCAGUCUUAGAUUAAUAUCUCGUUGGUUGGUCGUUCCUUCUCAUAAAGAAUUUAGGUAAAAUCAACACCCUACGAAUAUGCUAACAUAUUAAUCCUCUCACACCUCAACCACCCGGAUCCACGUCCCUUCCAUCCUUUGUGUGACCUCAUCAGUUUCAAUAAUAUAAAGUUCUUUGACUUUUAACUUGUGCAGGGGGGUGGGGAGGUGGUUGAAACCAUAAAUUAAUAAGUAUGAGUCAUUAAAAUAUCACACAGAAAAACUCAGGGUUGUACAGAGUCCUGAAUUCUUGGAAAAGUCUUGAAAUUUGCAAAGCAAAAUUGAAGAGAAAGUCUGGGUAAAAGGUGAAAAGUCUGGAUUUUGAAGCUACAAGUGCUUAGGGCUUAGUGUGGAAAAAGUCUUUUGGAUCAAAAAGUCUGUGCAAACCCUGAAAACCAAAAAAAACUGUUAAAGUGACCAGAAAACUCCAAUGAAAAUCUUGUUUCACUACGCAGACCAAAUGUUAUGUCCUGCUGAGCAGAAUUAUAAAUUUCAUGAUCCUUGGGGUUUUCAAAGAAAUUUUUCCCACUGAAAUUAUGCCCAAGCCAAGCAGGAAGAUGACAGACAUCUCUGAGGGAGUAUGUGACUAGAAUGAAGAUAUAUGUCAAAUUCAGGCAACAAAUUAGGCUGUUCUGGUUAACCAAUUUCAAGUCAGUUAAACUCUACUUUUUUAUGUAUCAUUGGUAUUUGAUAUUUUAAUGUUUUAAUCUCAUCAGAAAAUAACAGUCACAGUGUAGACAGUCCUAACUACAGAGACAAGUACAAGACACUGAAGAGGAAACUGAAGUUCUUGCUCUAUGUGAGUCACAUGGCUUUAAAAGCUAAGAACGAAAUAAUAUAUUACUUUUGCUUGAAUCUGUUCCUUAACUGUUGAACCAUUGAAAAUUUUCCUUGAUUUGAAAUACUUUUAAGCAGAAUGAUUAGAAGUUGGUUUCUAAGGGUGCUUACUGAAAGUCAAAACUUGGUGGCUGGACUGAUAAUCAUAUUUUGAACAUAAAGUAGGCUUACAAUAACUGUUGUAAAACCUAUCACUACCAAGCAUACCAAUAUGGAAUGGAUGACAGUUCUGAUAAGUAGUGGAAUUCUCUAAUUUAUGAAUUAAAUGGUCUGGUUUGGCCAGCAAAUUCAAAUUUUGAAUUGUCUCAGUAUGGCCUCUGAGUUACAACCAACCAAUAAUAUAUAUAAAGUUGCUACUUAUUAUUAUGCCCGGCUGAAUUGCUGAAGUGUUUUUUAAUACUUGUUAAUAAUAGUUAUUAUGUGCUUACUAUCACAGGAACAAGAAUAUUUUCAAGAAGAGCUCAGAAGAGUUCAGAAAAAACUUCUUCGAGUUUCUAGAGAUAAAAGGUACACAAAAGAAAUGAUUUAGUCUUAAAUCGUUUGUUUUCUUUCAAAAAAGAACAUUUUAUAAAGUUCUUAAAACCAUUUAGUAGCAAUUAUUGAUUCUGAUUGGUGCCCCUGAUUUACCAUUCAUAUACAUUGGAUAAAAAUUAAUGGCAAUCACUAAAUUAAUACAGUCGUUGUUCUUGGCUAUGAAGGGUUCAGGUCAGCUGCUGUCAAUAUUUAAAGUUGGAAUAUUUGAUCUAUAAUUUUUUUCUCUAGUUUUCUACUAGACAGACUCCUUCAGUAUGAGAAUGUGGAUCAUUCCUCAUCAGGUAAAACAUUGACAAAUCUGUUUCUUUAACUGAGUGUUGUCCAGUUCAGAAACCCAUCUCUCACAGUUUGACUGUGAGACUCAUGGUUUGGGCUGUCAACUCGCGGUCUCACAAUUUAACCUCCAAAUCUCAUUGUGAAUCAUAAAAUCUUGAAAUUUCCUGACAGUUCCAGUACAAAUUGGGGGAAACCUGGGUCCGAUUUCAACCUUCAUUCUUAUGAAACAUAGGAUUGCUAAGAUGAAACAAACUCAAAAACAAACUCAAAAUGGUUACUCGCCAUCCUAUGGAUGUGGAUACUUGUGAAGUGGAAUCUCAAACUGACACAGAGACUUUGGAGCCCUAGCUUUCGAAGAAGAAAAAAUUGCCAUUUUUUUUUUCUAAAAAAACAUAUUUUGGAAAUCUCCAGGUUUGAGGUCCCAACCUUCAUGUUUUUGGGUGCUUUUUUCAUACCCUCCAGGUCAUUCUAUCUAGUAACCGCUCUCAACAAAAACAUGGUGAUUUUUAACCAAGUUUCUUAAAAAAAUAACCUGCUUAACUUGCUAAGUGUGGAUGCAGUGUAAGCUGUGAGCAGGCUCAUUUGUGCAAGUGGGAAUGGCCAGGGCAAGCUGGCAAGAAAAAUGGGACAACAAAGAGUCAUCUCUGGCAGUGACAAACCCAAUAGUUUAUCUCCAACGUAACCUGAGAUCAGGCCCAAUUUGAGCAGUUCUUAUACAUUCUCUCUAAUCGCCAUGCCCGCUGGAAUGUUAUUUACAAAGCGAAAUGAAAAUAGAGCCUGAUCUCAGGUUACUCCAACAGCAGAAUCUUAACUAGUUGUGUCAACCUUGCAAUGCUAUCUGUGGUUUAAGUGUUGAACAUCAUAAUCUAAAUCCAAUACUUUUGUACCUAUGGUUAGAACUUUUAAUGUUUUUAGAUGAUGAGGGUACAGCAUCUUCCUCUGGUGUCAGUGACAAUGAAGGACCAAAGGCAUGUGGUGUUCAACUAGUUGCAAGUAUUUUGUCAAAUUAAAAAAAGAAAGCACCCAAAGGGGCAGGUGUCAUUCCUUGUAACAAAGCCAUCUUGAAUAUAAUCAUUAGGAAGUGGGCUAAAUUUUUCUCUUAUUGAAAUAAAAAAUAAUAAUAAUAAUAAAUCAGCUAGGAUGUUUCAUGAUAAACUAAGUUGAAGCCAACUGUGCUUUUCUCAGCGGUGUUGGGUGAGGCAGAAUUUUUCAGUUUGAGAACUCUAUGCCAGUGUCUGGUUGGGAUUUAGGUUAUACCUCACUUGCCCAUUAACUGAAGAAAAGCCAACAGAAAACACUUGACGUAGGAAAAUGUAGUGCAUGAUGAUUUCCAUUUUGUUUGUUUACAACUGUUCAUCAUUAUUAUUUUUAUCAAUUAUGGUUUUUCUUUUCAAAUUAAUUUUGAUUUUAGGUCCUGGUGGCAGAGAAUCCUACACCAUCUAGCAGGUAGGCUUUUAACACUUCUGUUCGUGUAGUCAUGACACUUAAUUUAAAACUGUUUAAAUAAUAUUGUUUAAACAGUUAUUGUUCUGGUGAAUGUAGAAGCUGUGGCUUUCAUAACUCUGAACUGAGGGUUAAAUUUCAGUUGGGCUGCUUACGUUGCAGUGUUAAUACUAAAGUAGGGAGACUAAAGGGCAGAGCCAAGUGUCUGCAAUAUCCUAAAAUAUUACUUUUCAAUUAGCAGGCCAAAGAAAGCACCUGCAGCCAUCAAUCAUGGACUUCCAUCCGAAAGUAUGGGGGUAUUUCCAUAUCCUUCUUCAGAUGGAACAAGCAGUGCUGUGAGUUAAUUCUUAAUUGAAUCUGUACCUUAUUCACAAAUUCCAAAGAAAUAAACUGACCAGGUCAAACACCUACCAUUGUAGCAUGUUAUUAGCAUAGAUAGACAACCAAUCAGCCAUUUAGAUGUGGGCGCAACCUUACUGUACAAAGUUAUAAACAGUGGUGCAGGAAUUAUUCUUUAAUAAAUUCUUCACCCUGCAAUUCCUAUAGUUAUAUGAUUUUCAUAUUUUCAUUAUUUCAUGGUCAUCCUUUCAUGGGUUUGUAAACAAACCAACUCAAUGAGCUGCUCCCAGUUGGCUGGAUAACUUAAUUGGCAGAGCGCUGCACGGAUAUUGUAGAUGACAAGGGUUCAAAUCCCGUACUAAGAUGUUUUUUUUUUUCAGGCUUUCGUUUUGUAACUGUGUCUAUAACUGCAAUGAUCAUCUUUCAUUUAAUGCACAGAAGUUUUGAUUUUAUAAUUAUCAGAUUUUAAGAUUUCUUACACAGACUAACGGCAAAUGUUAGACCAAUCUUGUACUGCAUAGAUGUACAGUUAGCAGUGCAAAAUAGAAGUACCUUUGAAUAGCUUGUAUUUCAAUUGUUAGUUGUUUUGAAUGGUAAUUAUCUUGCCUUUUCUUGAGAGCCCAAGUGGGGACUCCCAUAUAAAAGUGACGGGGAAGCUCCUCGGAAAAUGAAAAUUAAUCCCCCUAACGGAGACCAAUGUGGCUGUGGCUCAAGCUUAAACUGACCCUUAAGGGAGACCAUACUAAAACAGACAUCUAAAUAAGAGCUAGAGUAGUUUUUAUUGUGUUGUAUUUUAAACAUUAGAUUUCUGUGUGGUCAGUGUCAGAACAUUUUUUUAAAAUUUCUUUAUGCACAGCCGUAACCGAUACGUGAAUUGGCAAACAUGGUGACCAUCCCAGUCACCCUAAGUGGGAUCAAAAAAUCUGAAAUUUACAGCCCUAAGCGAGACAACAAGCAUCCCUGUCACUUUUGUAUGGGAGUCCUCCCCACCUCCCACCUGGCUUAAGAAAUAUAGGUUUUACUGCUUUACCCCCUGGUAGCCAGUUGACUAACAUUAAUUUCGUUUUCUUUAAUUUUAGGGAGGUGAACCAACCACAGCUGCAUCCAAAACGAAAAGUUCAAUUCAAUGUAAAUAUGUGAAUAAUGUAAGUAGGGAAUCUUUGUUUACCUUGCACAGUUCAACACUUAACUAUUUUUUAUAGUGUGAAAGGUUUAAACCCAAGAGUAAUUUCAUAAGAAGGUUGAGCAUGAUCAUCUGAGUGAACAUAGUCCUGAACAGGACUGUUGUUGAUAGUGUCUGACGUUUCGACAAACUGACAGACAACCUAUAACAUUGUGACAUAAUUGACCAAACAGGUCAAUAACCAGAGUUUUAAUAAUGCUAUCAACUGAUGAUACAACUCACUUUGAUUAUGAAGAUGACUACCACAAAGGUUGUUGAAAUGUCAGUCACUAUUGACAACAGUCCUAUUCAGGACUGCGUUCUCAGAGAUGAUCAUGCUCACUCUACUUUUUAUAGUUUUAUUCAAAGAAACUAAUAUAUUUUCUUUGAGGGCUUCUGCUUGAUCUCUUGGUUUUAGAGACCAGUAAUCAAGAAAGGCUUGAGUUGCUUUUGUUUUCUAAAAUGUGGUUUAAGGAUUGAGACAUAGCUACCUAAUUUUGUCUUGUACUCCUGGUCUAUAAACCCUCUUUCAGGUUAAUUCCCUAUAAAUCUAUCUAUCUGUUGGGUGUCUCUUUCUGUCAUAUCAUGGUUUGUCUCUUCCAUGGUGAACUCCCUCUUCAUUGGACAACUUGUUAGCUAUCUUAACAUCACUGCUUAAGCCUGGAAUAUUCACUAUUCGCAUGAUUGGGGGAAACCAGAAAUUGCAACGCUUUGCCAAUUUGGAAGCUUUAGAAAAUACAGGCUGUGUUAUGCCACAUCUUCUUGAGGUGCCCUUACUGUGCGCUGCAUCUGAUAUUAUAUUGAUGUCUACAUUGUACUUCUGUGAUAGGGAAAUCAGUGUCAGGAGAGAAUCAGUAAAAGAUCCAAGUCAGGAUACUGCGGUGCUCACAGAACUGUCGUACGCAUCUCUAAACAAGGUUAGUUGAUAUUAAUUAUUAAUACAGCAAGAAAAGAAACGUUUUGAGAAAUUUAUAGGUGUAGUUUAAGCUGUUAUGUAAACAAGGGUCUAUGCAGUCAUUCUUUUGGAAUUGAGAAAGAGACAUUUUUGCUUUCAAUCUUACCCAUCAUUCUAUGCUGCUACAGUACAUAGCUUGCUGUCUACUGUUAUCCUUGUUAGCCUGAACAUCAGGUGAGGCCUUCCUUAGUGUUUAGGGAGAGAAGAUUCUCCUUUUUCCCCAGAAAUGCCCGAUACUCUGGUUAUAUCCUUUUAUUAUAUGGCUACAAUAGUACGUGCACUCUGAUUGGCUGUUUUUUUGUAAUGACUGGGCAUUAUUAGCAAGGUGUUCAAGGCAUAAUAUACAAUCUGUGUGUAACCUGAUACUGCACAUCUUUAUGGACAUCCAUGUUAUGGUCAAUUGACAACCGUCAAAGAGGGUAUCUGCUGACCAGUGUCACCUGACUGUAUCGCAGGCUCAAGUGUACAACUCAUUGAGUUGAUGUGUUUUUUAAAGUUAUCCACUGACCAGUUGUUGGUUUUAAUUGAUUGCAGGCCCAGGUCCAUAAUGAAAAGGCCUAUAAUAAAUGACUUAUUAACCUCGUCUGUUCAUUCAUUGCAGGGAAAACUCAGACAACGGCCUUGAUGUAUUGACCAAGCGAUACAUUAAGGCCGCGGUCUGAGAUUUCCCUGUAAUGAUCUCACUCUCAGUUAAUAAGUAGUAUGUUAACAAUCAACUUCACAGAAAAAUAUUCAGUCAUAUUCUUUGCUUUUCUCACUUGUAAAUCAGUCUCACAAGGUUCACCACUGGUCAUCUUAACCAGGCUGGUAAAGGUGUAAGGAAAAUGGAUUCCAAAAGUUGAUGGUUGGUUGUAAUGGGGUGACUGGACUUUUGUUUAGGCCAGAAAGACAAGUGUGUAGGUGGUCAUAUGGCGGGUUUGGUUUUUUAUCUCCACGAACAUUUGCCCAGAAAUUAAUUGUAAUUGGGUGGAAUUACUUAGUUUUUCUCAGGUCUUUUCAACUUCUUAAAGUACAAAGUUACUUGCUUAUGCCGUAAGGUAUUUUUUAAUGUUUUUUUUUUUGUAGCUGUAUCAUCUCCCAAACAACCUCACGCAAGCUCCAAACCGGUGCCAGACCCACCAAGGGACCAUUCAUCUAUGGUGGAUCAUGUAAGAUUGAAUUUAACCUUUUCUUAAAUGCCACCACUUUCAAAUUAUCAAUUGCCUGCCAUUGUCGUCCUUUCCUUUAAUGAUUUUUAUUGGUCUAUAUCGCAGUUGGGCGAUCCAUACUGUUCAAGUCCUCUGAUUUACUCUCUAUAACACAACAGAGCAUUUGAAUAUGAAAUUUCUGGCACUUUUUUACGUGAUCGCAGAAGUUUAGCCAGAGGUCAACAAAAAGAAACAGUACAAAAGGGACGUAAAAAGAGUGAGGAAAAAAUAAAGCAGAAAGUGAAGGUUGAAUAUUUCUCUGUCGUUCUCUAAUUUUGUCCCCAAGAGACCGCUUGUUCUUGGUACUUACCAUAAGAAAGGCUGGCUCUGGGGCCAAUUUUUCUCUUUUACAACAAGCGGCAAACGUCAGAUUCAAUUUGAGAUUUUCUCAAAGUAGAAAGUAAGCAGAUAAAAACUGUCCACAACAAUUCUUAGGGAUAAAGCUGGCGUAAACUAUUUAUAAUUAAUUUUUUUUGUGUGGAAGUAAUACGUGUGUAGUUUGGCGUAAACGUGGCUCUAAAUCUUUCUAAUGAGUUGACUAUUAAAACAGUGCAAUGUUUAAUCUACACCCUUUUGAGUUAUUCAUUAUUUUGAUAAAUACUUCUUUUAAUUAUUUCAAAUUCGCUUAGCAACAACUGGAACGACUUAACCAAUUAUCUGAAUCCAGUAACCACGAAGCUUCUCAUGUUCCUCAAGCCACAGAGGAACUGCCACAGGAGAUGUUUAAUGUAGAAGACGACGAGAGAGAGAGGUACGCUAUUGCAAUGCUAAUUAUUCAGUCGGGCGCAUGCAAGUUCAGUUAUCAUGGCGAUUUUUCCUGUGACAGUUCAGCCUUGGANUGGAACGACUUAACCAAUUAUCUGAAUCCAGUAACCACGAAGCUUCUCAUGUUCCUCAAGCCACAGAGGAACUGCCACAGGAGAUGUUUAAUGUAGAAGACGACGAGAGAGAGAGGUACGCUAUUGCAAUGCUAAUUAUUCAGUCGGGCGCAUGCAAGUUCAGUUAUCAUGGCGAUUUUUCCUGUGACAGUUCAGCCUUGGAUAAACAAUCAAAGAUUUUAGCCCAGCUUCAUUGUUUGAAGUAAUUGUUAGGGAAGCAUGUUUGAUCGUUAAACCGUCUCUCUUAACCCAACAUUUAAAUUGUUUCCGAAGUUUUAUCUAGACCAAGCGUUUUCAUUCAGCAGUUUACCUGGCGAGCGUAUGGUUGAAUGUUUCAGCUAAAGCUCCCUAGUGUACUAAAGGAGGUGGAAGCAGAAGCGGAAGAAUAAAGCAAUCGUAGUUCUUCGGCUUCUGCUUGUGACUCCGAAGACCCAGUUUUCACUUGAUGAUACAUAUCACAUGGAGUCUUGAGUUGAAUCAGAACGCUCUUAAGUAAAGUUCUACGCUUCUGAUUACGACUCCGACUCCGUCGCUAGCGAAAACCAGCCUUAGUAAGCGUUUCUCUCGAGGCCAGUCUUACAGUGUUAAAUCAAAAUGUCUUCGUUUGAAAUUUUUGCAGUGAAAACGACGAUUCUCCAGGAUCCUCUAGUUUCCAUGGUAAUAUAUAUGAGGGCGAUGACGAUCUAGUCAUUGACUUACAAGAAUAG